Molecule: messenger RNA, 1449 nt
Organism: Chanos chanos (milkfish)
Lineage: Eukaryota; Metazoa; Chordata; Actinopteri; Gonorynchiformes; Chanidae
Gene: tph1a
Product: tryptophan hydroxylase 1 (tryptophan 5-monooxygenase) a
Exons: 11
Coding region: 1-1449 (482 amino acids)
Biological process (GO): aromatic amino acid metabolic process; serotonin biosynthetic process
Cellular component (GO): neuron projection
Molecular function (GO): tryptophan 5-monooxygenase activity; iron ion binding
Source: RefSeq, a predicted model, not a curated record
AUGUACUCCACAAAAAGCGAGGGACCGCGCCGAGGAAGAUCUUUUGACUCAAUGAACAUUGGCUUGUCUUUGGAGGAGAAGCAGCUCAAUAAUGAGAUGAACAAAUCUGCUUUCCCUAAGAUCGAGGAGAAUAAAGACAACAAAAGCGCCUCCACUGAGCGGGGUCGUGCCGCUAUAGUAUUCUCACUGAAGAAUGAAGUUGGGGGACUCGUCAAGGCGCUGAAACUCUUCCAGGAAAAUCACGUUAACCUCGUGCACAUCGAAUCCAGAAAAUCGCGGAGGCGCAACUCGGAGUUCGAAAUCUUCGUGGACUGCGACAGUAACCACGAGCAGCUCAACGAGAUCAUUCAGCUUCUCCGAAAACACGUCAACAUAGUGGAGAUGGACGCGCCAGACAACCGUUUACCGGAAGAAGACAUGGACAAUGUGCCGUGGUUUCCCAAGAAGAUCUCUGACCUGGAUAAAUGCGCUAACCGUGUCCUCAUGUACGGAUCAGACCUGGAUGCAGACCACCCGGGCUUCAAGGACAAUGUCUACCGCAAACGAAGAAAGUAUUUUGCAGAUCUGGCCAUGAGUUACAAACAUGGAGACCCCAUCCCCCGUAUUGAGUUUACAGAGGAGGAGGUGAAGACUUGGGGCGUGGUGUUUAGGGAGCUGAAUAAGCUAUAUCCGACCCACGCCUGUCGAGAGUACCUGAAGAAUUUACCUCUGCUAAUCAAACACUGCGAGUGUCGGGAGGACAAUAUUCCCCAGCUGGAGGAUGUCUCACGCUUCCUCAGAGAGCGCACAGGCUUCACCAUUAGGCCAGUGGCAGGAUAUCUUUCUCCCAGAGACUUCCUGGCUGGGCUGGCAUUCCGUGUGUUCCACUGCACGCAGUAUGUCCGACACAGCUCCGACCCACUCUACACACCCGAACCUGAUACUUGUCAUGAGUUACUGGGGCACGUGCCACUGUUGGCCGAGCCGAGUUUUGCCCAGUUCUCCCAGGAGAUCGGCCUUGCUUCACUGGGAGCCUCCGACGAUGCUGUCCAGAAACUAGCCACUUGCUAUUUCUUCACUGUGGAGUUUGGCUUAUGCAAACAGGAGGGGAAACUAAGAGCAUACGGGGCAGGACUCUUGUCCUCCAUUAGUGAGCUAAAGCAUGCACUGUCAGGGAAUGCCCGGAUCAUGCCCUUUGACCCCAAGGUCACAUGCAAACAGGAAUGCAUCAUCACCACAUUCCAGGAUGUCUACUUUGUGUCGGACAGCUUUGAGGAGGCCAAGGUUAAGAUGAGGGAGUUUGCUAAGACCAUAAAGCGGCCGUUCUCUGUGCGUUACAACCCGUACACGCAGAGCGUGGACGUGCUAAAAGACACAACCAGCAUCAACAGCGUGGUCGAGGAGCUUCGUCACGAACUGGACAUCGUAGGAGACGCCCUGAGCAGGCUCAACAAACACCUGGGAGUCUGA